CGAGUUUAUUGAAGUCGUUUACUUUUGUAAAAAUUAAAAAUAAAGAAACUUAAUGGCUCGUAAACGAAAGAUUCCCGUGCGCAAGCACCACGGCGUCCGCGAUCCCCUCAAGCAGCAGGAGCAGAAGGAGAAGAAGCUCUCCAAAAUCACCAACAAUCCCCCCGAGAAAAAGGACGAGCAGCAGGUGUCCUUCAAGUUCCGCCAGUUCAAGCAGCUGGCCGAUGCCACCAAAACGGGCAAGCGGGUGAAACUGGCCCAAAUUGGCCGGGAAGACAAACCGAAAUCUGCGCCAGGAGCCAAGGCCAGUGGUGCCUCCAAGGAAACGCGGAACAUCAAACAGUUUGCCAACGAAACGGACGAGGAUUACCUGCGCCGUGUGAAUCGCAUAACCAAUGCAUCCGUUAAAGAAGCCCAAUACGAGGCCAAGUACGGCGUGAAUGUCCUAAGGAACCCCAAAACGGGGGAGAUUACCGUCCAAAAGAGGCCCAAAAACGAGAUUGACGAGCUGCUCAAGCAGAAGCAAAAGGAACGCCGUUUGGCGGGGAAAAACGCUCGAAGGAAGCCCAAAGCCGCACAGAAGGCUACUUUGGAUGCCAAGACCAGCCGGGAACUGGUCAAACGGGCCUACAAGGAGGCCCAGCAAGAGGUUGAUAUUGAGGAGAAGCAGAAUGCUGGGCCAACGGAGUACAAACAGGAUGUAGUCGCCUUCGGGGAGAUCGUCCAUGCCCCGCCUUCCCUUAAAGUACUGCCACGCAAGGCAGCAAAGAACGAGACGGUGCCGCGGCCAGGACGCAAGACCAAUCUACUUCUGAAAUCUAUACUAGAUCCUGAGAAAAUCCAGGACCAGCAGGAGGAUGAAGAGGAGAGUAGUCGGGCCAAGUUGGCGGCCAAAUCAAAGAGCAUAUUUAAAACGCCAACCAAGGCCCAAAUGAAGGGCAAGCGAAAGGAUCUGCCUUUGGCCACAAGGUCCAUGCUCGAAUCGGAGCGCAACAAAAUGGUUCUAUUGUACCGUCAGCUUAAGAACAAGACGUCAGCGGAUGCCUGAAAAAACUUAGACUAGAUCUUCACGACUAAUUGAUUUUUUUACCCUAAACCUAAUCACUUAAGCUACGUAAAUGCAUUUGUUAAUUACUGGAAUACAAAAGUCUUUGUAUUUUGGUUUGCAAUGUUUAAUAAGAUUUUUAGUAAAUCUAGUUUUUUACCAAAAAAAAAAUUACAAAGUUAUAA
This is a messenger RNA of Drosophila rhopaloa, 1227 nucleotides long. RefSeq names its product coiled-coil domain-containing protein 137. The coding region runs from base 53 to 1045 and encodes 330 amino acids. Lineage: Eukaryota; Metazoa; Arthropoda; Insecta; Diptera; Drosophilidae. The record is from RefSeq and is a predicted model, not a curated record. The transcript is spliced from 2 exons.